Messenger RNA from Cladocopium goreaui, 468 nucleotides. The record is from the annotation of a GenBank genome assembly. Lineage: Eukaryota; Dinophyceae; Suessiales; Symbiodiniaceae.
AGCUCAAGGGUAGAUUUGAUAUUGGUCGACUCCCAGUGUCUGGCCAGACUGGAGACAUACGGUUGCUCCAAGUAUGACCACGGAAAGAAAGGUCCAAAUCAAGAAUGCCGACAUGAAUGAGGUGCUCCAGAGCGAAGUGGUUGAAUUGGCCAAGACAGCCAUGGACAGAUUUAACACAGAGAAGGACAUUGCCAACUUCAUCAAGAAAGAGUUGGACAGAACUCACACGCCAUUUUGGCACAUCAUAGUCGGCCGCAACUUCGGCUCUUAUGUCACCCAUGAGACGAAGCACUUUGUGUACUUUUACAUCGACGAGCUUGCAGUGCUUUGCUACAAGGCAGGGUGAAGAUCUCCUGAUGGGCAAAAAAUUAGUCUCACCUGCUGAACUGAGCAGUUUCACGAGUUGGCUACAGUAGUGGCAUUAUGAGGUUGGAUAAGUAUGCAGAGAAAUCAUCCUGCACACUGUAU